GUGGGCAGAGCACACAUGCUGUGUGUGUGGGAAGGUUGGCCAGAGAGGAAUGCUGGGAGACUGACAGUGGUUCAUCAAGCGAGGGCCAGAGGUUGCUCAGCUCCGGGACAGAGAGAAACACUGGCGCUGGCAGGUGGCAGCUAAGGGCCAAAGCAAUCGCGGCAAGGGACGCCGACGCUGCCGGGCCCCAUGGCUCAGAUGGCCCCGGAUGACAGAGGGCUGCAGACCAGGGCUGCUUCCCAGGAUGCCUUGGGCCUGCAGGACAGCUUGUUCUCCUCGGAGAGUGACAACAGCCUGUACUUCACCUACAGUGGCCCGUCCAACACCUUGGAGGUCCAGGCCCUCAGCUACCAGGUGGACGCGGCCUCCCAGGUGCCCUGGUUUGAGCAGCUGGCGCAGUUUAAGAUGCCGUGGGCCUCUCACAAGGACUCUUGUGAGCUGGGCAUCCAGAACCUGAGCUUCAAAGUGAGGAGUGGGCAGAUGCUGGCCAUCAUAGGGAGCUCAGGUUGUGGGAGAGCCUCUUUGCUGGACGUGAUCACUGGGCGAGGCCACGGUGGCAAAAUUAAGUCAGGUCAAAUCUGGAUCAACGGGCAGCCCAGCACGCCCCAGCUGGUGAGAAAGUCUGUGGCCCAUGUGCGCCAGCACGACCAGCUGCUCCCCAACCUGACUGUCCGCGAGACCUUGGCUUUCGUGGCCCAGCUGCGCCUGCCCAGAACCUUCUCCCAGGCUCAGCGUGACAAAAGGGUGGACGACGUGAUCGCGGAGCUGCGGCUGCGGCAGUGCGCCAACACGCGCGUGGGGAACACCUACGUGCGGGGGGUGUCUGGGGGCGAGCGGCGGAGAGUCAGCAUCGGGGUGCAGCUUCUGUGGAACCCAGGAAUCCUCAUUCUGGAUGAGCCCACCUCGGGGCUCGACAGCUUCACGGCCCACAACCUGGUGAAGACCCUGUCCCGGCUGGCCAAGGGCAACAGGCUGGUGCUCAUCUCCCUGCACCAGCCGCGCUCCGACAUCUUCCGGCUGUUCGACCUGGUCCUCCUGAUGGCGUCGGGCAUCACCAUCUACCUGGGGGCGGCCCAGCACAUGGUCCAGUACUUCACCGCCAUUGGCCACCCCUGUCCGCGCUACAGCAACCCCGCUGACUUCUACGUGGACCUGACCAGCAUAGACAGGCAGAGCGGAGAGCGGGAAGUGGCCACCAGGGAGAAGGCCCGGUCCCUUGCAGCCUUGUUUCAGGAAAAAGUGCGCGACUUUGACGACUGUCUGUGGAGAGCGGAGGCCAGGGACUCUGGUUCCAAGAGCCUGGUCCUCCCACGUGACCCCGACCACCUCUCGACGCCCACCCAGCUGCCCGGCCCCGUGCAGCAGUUUACCACGCUGAUCCGGCGUCAGAUUGCCAACGACUUCCGAGACCUACCCACCCUCCUCAUCCACGGGGCGGAGGCCUGCCUGAUGUCCCUGGUCAUCGGAUUCCUCUAUUACGGCCACGGGACCAUCAAGCUCUCCUUCACGGACACGGCGGCCCUCUUGUUCAUGAUCGGAGCGCUCAUCCCUUUCAACGUGGUCCUGGAUGUCAUUGCCAAAUGUCACUCGGAGAGGGCGAUGCUUUACUACGAGCUGGAGGACGGGCUGUACACUGCCGGCCCCUAUUUCUUUGCCAAGAUCCUCGGGGAGCUCCCGGAGCACUGUGCCUACAUCCUCAUCUAUGGGAUGCCCACCUACUGGCUGGCCAACCUGCGCCCGAGCCCCGAGCCCUUCCUGCUGCACUUCCUGCUGGUGUGGCUGGUGGUGUUCUGCUGCAGGCUCAUGGCCCUGUGCGCCGCCGCCCUGCUCCCCACCUUCCACAUGUCCUCCUUCUUCGGCAACGCUCUCUACAACUCCUUCUACCUGACCGGGGGCUUCAUGAUCAGCUUGAGCAACCUGUGGACAGUGCCCGCCUGGAUCUCCAACGUGUCCUUCCUCCGGUGGUGUUUUGAAGGGCUGAUGCAGAUUCAUUUUAAAGGGCAAACUUACCACUUGGUAGUCGGCAACCUCACCUUCCCUAUCCUAGGAGACAAAAUCCUCAGCAAUAUGCACCUGAACUCGUACCCGCUGUACGCCGUCUACUUCAUCCUCAUCGGCAUCAGUGCUGGCUUCGUGGCCCUGUACUAUGUGUCCUUGAAGUUCAUCAAACAGAAAUCAAGUCAAGACUGGUGAUUCACGCCCGACGCCUGCCCGCUGGUGAGGGACUCAGCAGACCUUUCCACUGCACUCCCUUCCGCCCAAGAGCCCCUGCGGGUACAAGGAGGACAGUGAGCACAGCUGCUCAGCGACAUCGGCCACGGUGCUGCAGUGGCACAAGCUGGCCACUGGAUGGCAGCAGAAUAAAGACAGUCGAAAGGGAUUUCUAAUCACUGGCCAGAGCCUAAGAUUACUGGGAGCAUGAAAACCAUACUUGAGGCACCUACAAUGUUGCUCAUUUAUUUCCUUUUGAUAUGUAUUUAUAUAGGCAACUCAAUACAGGAUGGGAACAAAUAGGUAGCAAUCGAGUCACUAGGCCAUGCAAGAUUGUUUUAAAUUGUGUGUUCUCUACCCCAAGUCAAUUCUCCUUCCAUCAUCAUUUAUCCGCCUUUCUCCCCUCCUUCACUUCCCCUACCACCACCCCUUUCCCUCUGAUAAUGACCAUACUGUUGUCUGUGCCUGUGAGGUGUGGUUUGUGUUUUCUUAGUCUCUUCACUUUUUUCACCCAGCCCCCCAGCCCCCCACCCCUCUGACAGCCGUCCGUCUGUUCUCUGUAUCUGUGAGUCUGUUUCUCUUUGGUUUGUUAGGUUAAUUGUUCAUUAGAUUCACAUAUGAGUGAAAUCAUAUGGUAUUUGUCUUUCUCUGCCUGGCUUAUUUCAUCUAGCAUAAUACUUUCCAGGUCCAUCCAUGCUGUUGCAAAAGGUAAGAUUUCCUUUUUUUUUUUUUUUACGGCCCAGUAGUAUUCCAUUGUGUAAAUGUACCACAGCUUUUUUAUCCACUCGUCUACUGAUGGGCACUCCGGCUGCUUCCAAACUAGGCAAGAACGGGUAUGGCCCAGAGGAAGCAAGAACGUAAUAGCCAGUGGGAUAUUUGGCCUCCUCUUCCAGAACCCCCGGACUCUGUUUGGCCUCUGUCAAGACAGACAGUGACCUAAAAGCUACCAGCGAAUUGCAUCCCUCUUCUCUGUGUGGGGUGAUGUGCCCCAAAAGCCAAACUGAAUAAUUAAAACAUUUGUUGAGCAUCUACUCUGAGCCAGGCACCGUACAAAACACUCACAACAACCUUUGCGGUGGGGUGGACAUUAUCCCAAAGAUGAGGAAACUGAGGCACAGACAAGUUUGUAUGCUGAGCAAGGUCACACAGCUACUAUGUGGUGGAAUCUCAUGGGGUCAAAAAGGCCUUUUAAAUCUUCAGAAGUUAGAAGGCAGACGGCAAGGCCUGAGCCACCGUAAGGCUUGGAAUCCCAGGAAGGUUCCAGAAGGUGAAGAGUUUUAUAGAGGCUGUGCCAGCUCAGCCAGGUCUCUUACAGCUGCGUCUCACUGGCCCUGGCUGGGUCUCAGGACCAGCCUUGAAGCUCUCACGGUGGCCAGGGUAUGGGAUGGUGCAGGCCCAGGUCACAUGCUUCAUGUCUGAGCAUUGAGGACCAUUUGACCCAAAACAGGAGCACGGAGAGCAGCGAGGAGAUUGUCCCCAAAGGAAAACCAGAGUCUGGAACCAAAAGAGGUGAUGGGGUGGGUUUAGGAGGCAAACAGUGUUCACUAGAGGUCCCCCAGGUCCUGGCGACUUCAAGUGUGGUCCCCUGGUUGGCAGCAUGGGCCUCACCCGGGAACAGGUUAGACAGGCAGCAUCUCAGGCCCCACCCAGACCCACUGCAUCAGAAUCUGCAUCUUCAGAAGAUCCCUGGGUGAUGUGAAUGCACGUUGCAGGGGCAGUUUACAUUGUACAUUGCCACCAUCCAACGGGCAGACCCGAUGCGAGAUUCACUCAUUGCUGACAAUGCCCAUCACAGCAAAGGAUCCAGGUCAGGACCAAGUGCUGGAUCUAGUUGUCAAUGGUCUCCUUCAGUUUACAGCAAUCCUCAACUUUCCUUGACUUUCCUGACCUUGACACAUAUUUUAUGGAAUAGCUCUCAAUUUGCAGUUGUCUGCUGUAUGUUCAUGACUAAAUCAAGGUCAUGUGCCUUCGGCAGGGAUAUCACAGAAGCAAUGCAGUCUUCUCAUUGCAUCCCGUCAGGUGAUUUUGCUUUGUCCGGCUUUGAGGAUGUCCACUUUGAUGAAAGGGGUGUGUGCGUGCCAGGCUUCUCCACAGUCCAGUCCCCAUUUUCCCUGCUUUUGUAAUAAAAAAGC
Messenger RNA from Myotis daubentonii (Daubenton's bat), 4343 nucleotides. It is a transcript of the gene ABCG8, whose product is annotated as ATP binding cassette subfamily G member 8. Gene Ontology annotation, molecular function: ATP hydrolysis activity; cholesterol transfer activity; ABC-type transporter activity. The record is from RefSeq and is a predicted model, not a curated record. NCBI's taxonomy places the organism in Eukaryota, Metazoa, Chordata, Mammalia, Chiroptera, Vespertilionidae. Gene Ontology annotation, cellular component: signaling receptor complex; plasma membrane. Gene Ontology annotation, biological process: cholesterol homeostasis; transmembrane transport; cholesterol efflux.